AUGCCGUGCCAGGACAUCAAUGGGGGCUCUGGCGUGCUAUUUGAAUUGAACAAGUGUCAGCGUCGAGGGGAAACAGCGUCGAAGCUGUCGCUCCGCAGCUCGUGGCCCCCGCUGCCCCGCCCACCCCUUCACGACCAUUCUCAGAUGUUGUUGUACAGCAUUUGCAUGUCCUGCCAGUCCUUCCAGUCCUGCCGGUUCGACUACGGCGACGCUCUCAAAACUCAAAAUAUUAACACUUUAACGCCAAGUUUUUUAUCCGGCUGCCGGAAACAGACAACACAGACAUAUACACACACAUAGGCACAGACACAACACAAAUACUGAGCCCUCGGCGGCGGCGGCAAAACGCCAUGUUGGAUUAUUCAGCUCGACGCCAUUUCGCGUCACAAUGCGCGCUAUGCGCCGCCAUCAUUGCACUCGACAGCGAACGGCACGGCAAACGGCACACGGCACAAGGCACACGGCACACGGCAGCAGCAGCAGCAACAGCUAACAACGUUAGUGGCCCACCCGGCGGAUGAAGUUGCAAUUCAAAGUCAUAAACACGUGGAGCGUGGGCGCAAAGUCUAAGCUAAGCCGCGAAGCAGGCUGACAGUGGCAGCGGCAGCGGCAGCGGCGACAGCAACGGCAACGGCACUUCCGGCCCAGAGAUUCCUAGCCUGGCCUUUUUUUCCAGACCAUUUUGUUGCUGCCUCUGUGCUGGUUGUCUCCGCGAUGUACAGAAGAGACAUGUAUGUUGUGGUGGAAAACCUCUGGAAUAUCGCGCAUCCAUUACAGAAGUACGCGUAG
Molecule: messenger RNA, 789 nt
Organism: Drosophila miranda
Lineage: Eukaryota; Metazoa; Arthropoda; Insecta; Diptera; Drosophilidae
Source: RefSeq, a predicted model, not a curated record